Molecule: messenger RNA, 5607 nt
Organism: Adineta ricciae
Lineage: Eukaryota; Metazoa; Rotifera; Eurotatoria; Adinetida; Adinetidae
Source: the annotation of a GenBank genome assembly
AUGUUGAUAGUUGAUAAAUCCGAAAUCGGUGACGGUGAUGAUGAUGAUGAUGAUGAUGAUGACAAUGGUAAUAGUCAACAAUUUACACGACGUUUGAGUUUUACAGAGAAAACGAAACAGCGUUUAGAAAUUUAUCGACGUCGUUCAUUACAACAAUUUCAUGAUGAUGGUACACAUCGCGUUGACAUCCGUUCGAAUAAAAGUUGCAGUGGAAGAAUGGAUAUUAAUGGUUCACCAUUUGCUCUCAAAGCAUAUGAUACCGAUCGAUUAAUAGUCUCAGAUAUUCCACGACUUGUGACACAUAAUCAACCAGUUGAAUUUACAAUCGAUGCGUCGAAAGCAGGAGAAGGUCAACUUGAAGUUGCAAUUAACGAUGGACUUGUACCAAAUCAAGUAAAAGCAUUGGGCAAUUCGAAAUUUCUUUUUACAUUCAUACCUAAAACUACCGAUCCACAUUUUGUUUCGAUUAAAUUCAAUGGACAGCUAUUACCUGAUUUUCCCAAAGAAUGUCAAAUAUUUUCAACAGAAGACAUCACUACUCGUGGUCCUGGUCUAAGUCAAGCAUUACUCGGUGCACAAACAUGGUUUACUGUCGAAACACCCCAUGGAGAAUCCAAUGAUGUGAAAGUUACUGUCCUCACACCGAAUAAUGAAGAAUUAAAUCCAACCACACGUGUCACCGCCGAUGGACUCCGAGUCGAUUGGAUGCCAUCGGAAGUUGGUACUUAUACUGUUCACGUCACAUUUGCUGGUAAUGCUGUACCGGGCAGUCCGUUUCGUGUGAAAUGUUAUGAUCCAAAAAAUGUUCUUAUUACUCCGCCAACAAGUGAUAGCGCCGUUCGAAAACCAACGAGAUUUCUAGUUGAUGCAUCUCACGCUGGUGAAGGCAACCUUGAAAUUAGUGUAAAUCAUUCCGGUCGUAACAUUCCUAAUCAAGUGAAUCCUAUUGGCAAUAGCCGUUUCGAAGUUCAUUUUACUCCACACGAAGCAGUGGUACAUUAUUGCAAUGUGUUAUUCAAUAGUGAACCUGUUCCAGGAAGUCCGUUUGCGGUUAAUGUGAUGGAUACGCAACGUGUGGUCGUGUUUGGAAAAGGUUUAGGAUCUGUACCAGUCAAUGUUCCGACUUCGUUCACAAUCUUAACACAAAAUGCUGGCGCUGGAGAAUUGAAAUGUUCAAUAAAAGAUCCUGAUGAUCAUGGAGUUUCUUGUGUGAUAGCCAAGACAGAUACCAGUCGAUAUGAAGUUUCAUAUACACCAGAUACCGUUGGUGAUUAUAAAAUUGAAGUAUUACAUAAUAAUGUUCCCGUCGAUGAUAAGCCAUAUAUUGCUCGGGUUUUUGAUAUCAAUAAAGUUAUGAUUUACGAUUUUCCGUCGUCAGCUAUUGUCGAUACAGCGACUUAUUUUAUAAUUGAUGCAACUGAUUCCGGUUCGGGCAACCUGGAGAUUGCUGUAUCAAUCAAUGAUAAAAAUAUUCCGAAUUAUGUUCAAAAUGAAGGCGGUGCUCGUUUUCGAGUCAAAUUUACUCCCGAUCAAAGUGGAAUGUACCAUAUACAUAUAAAAUUCAAUGGAAUUGAUAUUCACGGAUCGCCAUUUACAUGUAAUGUAUUUUCAAGUGAUUUUAUAUUUGAAAACUAUGAAUAUGCGCCGAUUAACAAACGUACAGCAUUUGUUCUGAAGCCAAAAGCGAAUUCUGUCUUGAAUCCUAAUCUUUACAUUAAUGUGAUUUCUCCAUCUGGCCAUGAAUGCGAAGGCAAAAUUGAAGAAAAAUCUCCUAAUCUCUACACAGUUCGUUUUAUUCCGAAUGAAAUCGGUGAUCAUCAAAUCAUCUUCUACAGCGAUAAAGACAAGAAAUUUCUGAUAACGAAAUUUAUCAGUCAAGUAUUUGAUGCCAGUAAAAUCCGUAUCAGUGAUUUGCCACCUGCAGUUCCACAUCGUCCAUAUAAAUUCACCAUUAAUACCGAAGCGGUUGGUGACGGUCAUUUAUCGAUAAAACUCAAACAAAACAGCAAUCGAUUAUCGCACGAACAAACUCGUCUUAAUGCUCAUAAUUAUGAAGUUUCAUUCGUACCGGAAACAUCGGACGAGUGUACACUUUCGAUCCUAUUCAAUGGUGAUGAUGGAUUAGGUAAUUUCAAAAUACCAGUGAUGCCUGACUCAAAAGAAAUUCGCGUUGCACAUAUUCCAACUGGCACCGUCGGGAAACCAAUUAUUUUUACAAUUGAUAUUAACGAACCCAAACCACUCGAUGUUCUUGUGACUGAAUCACAUGGUGGUCGGGUGAUUCCACAUACGAUGAUUCCAUUGAAUAUCGAGAAAAAACGCUACCAAAUUACGUUUAUACCACUAGUCGCUCGUCAACAUACUGUAUCAGUGAGUUACAAUGAUCAGCCAAUGUCGAGUUAUCAUGUUGAUGUGUUCGAUAUUAAUAAAAUACGUGUGAGUUCAAUUGAAGAUGGUAUCGUUGGUACACCAUUAGUUUUCACUGUUGAUACACACGGUGCUGGCGAAGGUCAUCUCGAAGUAACGAUUAGUGAUGGUAAACGUACAUUGCCAGCUGAAUUGAAAAGUAUUCAUGCACGGAAAUUUGAUAUUGGUUUUCUACCUGAAACAAGUGGAAAAUAUAUGAUAACGAUUGCAUUCAAUGGAAUACCAGUUGAAGGUAGUCCAUUUGUUAUUCAUAUUCACGCGGCAUCAUCAACAAAUGAUAAAGCAAGUACACAAGGACAGUUAGAUGAAGAAGAAGAUGAUGAUGAAGAAGAGCAAGAAGAGGAGGAAGAAGCCGAAGAAGAAGAGGAGGAGGAAGAGGAAGAAACUGGUGAACAUGAAUUUUUAAUCGGUGGUCAAUUAGAAGGAACCAAAGUUGGAGAACUUGCUUGGUUAAUCUGUGAUACACCGCUUAGUGAAAUCUAUGAAGACUUUGAUCUAUUCGUGUCAGAUCCGGACCAAGUUACUAUUAAACAUACAAGAAUACAAGAUUCUGGUGGUCGAUGGCGUGUAGAAUUCGAACCAAUUAAAUCAGGUAUUCAUCAAAUUCAAACCAAUGUCAACGGCAAUGAUGAAUCAUCGCUUAUAUUGGCUUCGAUGGAUAUCUUACCUGCAAAUUAUCAUCGAACAAUCGAAGGUGAAAGAAUUAUUCAUCCCAAUGUACUCAAUUAUAUCACAAUUAAUUCGACUAAUGAUAAUUUAAAAGUUCGAAUACGACGUUCGAAUGGAGAUGAAAUACCUGUUGGUCUUGAACGAGAUGCAUUAGAAUGGAAAGUAUAUUGUACACUUGCUGAAACUGAUUAUUACCAAAUGAGUGUUAAUGAUAAUGGUGACGAACAAAUAUUUGAUAUUCAUUGUGUUAGCGAAGAAACAGAUAUAUUCCGAAAUGGUGGUAUUGAAGACAUAACUCGAUUGAUUGUCGAUGAAAGUAAAUUGAAUGGUAGUGAUGUGAAUGUGAUCGUUAAAGAUCCAUUCGCUCAUACGAUACCGGCAGCGUUCUAUCGGAAUUUUAAUCGCGAUUUGAUUAUUGAAUACGUACCAACGAAAUUGGAUGUUCACGAGGUGUUUAUUCGAACACAUAAUAAUCUCCUGGAUAUAUGCCCGAUUCGUAUAAUGUCGUUUGGGGCGAUUAGCCCAUUCGAGCCAGUACUUCGUGUACAAGUCAAAGAAGUUCUUCAGCAUACAUUUGAAGGUGUUAUUGAUAAUGUCGACAAAAUUCAAAUCGAUAUCAUUGAUUCAUUCGAAAGACCAUUACCGUUUCAACGUUCUACAAAUGAAAUUGGAGAAUUAACUGUUGCUUUAUCGCCAGUACGUGUUGGAACUCAUUGGAUUCGUGUAUCAAAUAAUGAUAGUAAAAACUUUGCUCUUUUGCCAAUCUUUGCCUACGAUGAUGACUAUGUUCCACUUUCUCCAAUCGUCACACCAUCACCAGAUGAUAAAAAAGGCAAACAGAAAUCCUCGAAAAAUAUGAAUCACAAUCAUAACAAUAAUAAUAAUAAUACAGGAUUCGACACGUUCAUUCCACUUCUGGCAGGAAAAGACCUCACGACCAUCAGUGAGACAACGGAAACAUCAUCUUCACGAACAUCAUCCGCUACGUCUUCGGAGCUACCACCGCCACCUUCGCCUGUAAAAGAAAUCGUUGCAGAGAAUCCUCCGGCUCCUAUCGCUACAGUUCCCAAAGUACCAACGACAGAUGGUCGCGCUAGUCCGGAAGUACAAGUGCUCGAUAUCACUGAUCUUAAUGAUCCAGGCAUUGGAACUGUCUCGAAAUUUAGUUUCAAAGAUCCUGAUAAUAAGUUCAAUAUUGCAAUAAUUGAUACUGAUGGAAAUACGAUUAGUUACAGGACUGAAUAUCUUCUCGAUGGACGAAAACAAAUCUUCUACGAAGUUACGACUGUCGGACCUGUGGAAAUUCAUAUAUCGAAAGAAAAUGAGCCGAUCAAUGGUAGUCCAUUGGUAGUUCAUGCAUUUAAUCCUGCUUCUGUUUACUUAAUGGAUUUCCCGGAUAAACUUCAGCUAAAUACUACCAAUCGAUUUAUUAUCAAUCCAACGAAAGCUGGCAAAGGCUCAUUAAAGAUCGCUGUAAAAGAUCCAAAUAAUCGAAGUGUCCCUAUUACCGUUCUCAAACGAUCCAAUGGUCAUGUCACAGUAGAAUUCAAACCUGUAACAUUAGGCUUAUAUACAACUUCUGUAUUAUUUAAUCGUGUGCCGAUACCCGAAACACCACUUCGUGUUGCUGUGGAAGCGAAAGAGCCAGCCAAAAUACCCGAAGAAAAUGUUCCACCACCACCACCGAUUCUCAGCGGCAGCUUAGGUAGUAUUGACGAUAUUGAACUACACGGUCGUGCACCACAUCCGAAACCAGUCGAACGUGAACGACCACGUUCCGUAUCAUCUCAAACAACAUUCGAUCCAAUCAAUACGCGCUUAUCUAAAUCUAACGAAAACAUCACCCAAACGGUAUCUCAACAGACGCCCACCUUCAUUGAGCAACAUCGCACGCAACGUGUCACGAAAUCAGAAGAUCGACACUCGUCAGCAUCUGUUACAACUCCAUUGAACGAUUUGCAAAUUCAACGAUUCAAUAUACUCAAAGAUAAGUUCGAACGUCAGCAACCAAUCGAUACCGUAUUCGAUUCUCGUCGAUAUCCAUUCAAAGUCUUUUUGCAACAUCCUUAUCCAUUAACUAAUAUUGAUGUUCACCUAUUAAUUGAUCUUCCACAUAUUGCAUAUGUACAUGUCACUAUCAAUGGAACAGAGAUUCCACUUCAAGCCGCCCGACGAAAUGAUGACACAUUUCUAUUGAAAUUUCGACCCAUCACCGCGGGAGAUUAUUCAAUCAUAUUAAAAGAUUUUCUUGAACAACCAAUUCCUGGUAAAGAUCUUCUCUUUCGAAAUCUUUCAUAUUCAAUGCCAUCUGGUAUUUGUCUUUCAGGUUCACCAUUCAUUUUUCCUGUUUAUAAUCCUAGUAGUGUUCAUUUCGAAGCAUCGAAUCGUUUACAACCAAUCAAUGACUGUCAUCUGAUUUGUAUGCAAAUUUCAGGUGUNGAGCUUGACGAAUUGAACUUAUUUUGUUUGAUUGUGAAAUGUUUUACCUGUAUUUCACCGAAGACAAAAUGA